Messenger RNA from Prionailurus viverrinus (fishing cat), 4802 nucleotides. RefSeq names its product GATA binding protein 3 (gene GATA3). The transcript is spliced from 6 exons. Bases 1589 to 2923 code for a protein of 444 amino acids. Gene Ontology annotation, molecular function: RNA polymerase II cis-regulatory region sequence-specific DNA binding; DNA-binding transcription factor activity, RNA polymerase II-specific; zinc ion binding. Gene Ontology annotation, biological process: regulation of epithelial cell differentiation; positive regulation of transcription by RNA polymerase II; immune system development. Gene Ontology annotation, cellular component: nucleus. The record is from RefSeq and is a predicted model, not a curated record. NCBI's taxonomy places the organism in Eukaryota, Metazoa, Chordata, Mammalia, Carnivora, Felidae.
CCAUCUCGGUGCAGCCCGACUCGGUGCUUUUAAUUAAAACGAAUAAAUGCCCGCCCCCCAACUUUUGUGCGUUAUCAGAGAGGCGCCGAUACACCGGAAGGCCUCAUUUUCUCAAAUAUUUUCUCUUUGUCUUUUAAAAUUGUUGGAAGCUCACAAGUUGACAUUUUCAAGUCCUGGCGUCAGCAGCUGUUUUCACCCGAGGAUGGCUUCCCCCCCCUCUCGCCGUCCCCCCCACCCCCUGGCUUCCAGGUCUCCGGACCAGAAAGCCACGUUUGGGAUUCCCCGCGUGACUUUGAACUGGGGUCCGGGUCUAGCGUCUCCUGGUCCGGGGCCGACGCGCGGAGGAGAAGCGCUUUUCAGUUUUUCUCUCUGCUUGCAUCCUUAAUGUUAAAUCUCGGGGACUUUUAGCAAAAAUGUGUGCGCGUCGGUCUGUCCUUGUUUAUGAAGCGGUUUCCGCUGAAUGUUAGACAGAAACUAAAUAAUUAAAAGGUUUGGAGAGCACCGUGUGCAGGAGUAGAGGCUGGGAGCUUGGCCGGCCCUAGAGGGAAGUGGUCAGAGUGGAAGAAAAAAAUCGAUGCUUCCUUACUGGGCCGCUCUCAUAAACGGGAACUAAAUGGGCUCGGGAGAAACAUUAGGAGGGAGGCGGUGUGUGUGUGUGUGUGUGUGUGUGUGUGUGUGUGUGUGUUUAAUUUAGGAAUUUUCUUCCUGUCCCGUAUCUAGAAACUCAACCCUGAUUUCUAACAAACAUCAGAUUUCAGAAGACGGAGAUUCCAGAGAAGCUCCAAACCCAAGAUCGGGAGGACCCACGUUUCCACUACUUUCAAAUAAAUUUUACUAAUCUUUCUACAAUGAUUGUGUAUUAAAACACGACACCUCUCGCCCCCACUCUAACACACACACACACACACACACACACACCCCACGUUAAGGUUGAAUACUGAUGAUUUUCCUUCAUCGCACGAAAGCCAUCCUCCAGAACUUACUUUUAGGGACCCUCUCUUCUAUUUCGAGUUUUUUGUGUUUGCAGGGAAUUUUAUGGGGUGGAGGAGACAAGAGGGAAUAAUGGCUUCCGCUCAGAGAAAACCCCAAAUCAAGCUCUCAGUGCCGGCCGUGGGAUCGCCUGCGGGAGAACCCACACACUGCCCUAGGGUGAGCCGAGCAGAGCCUCGGCCUCGGAGCCGCUGAGGAAGCCCCGGCGCAGAGGAGCCUCGUCUCUGCAGAAGUCCAGCCACCCUCGCUCGCCCCCCACCCCCCGCUUUCAAAUUCGGUCCCCUUUUAUCCCUCCCUCCCUGGUUUUGGGGGAUUCCUCUUUCCUUCCUCUUCUUCUCCUUGCUAAGCGACCACUUAAAAGACUUUUCUCCCCCUCCCCUUCUUUGCUCGCCUUUCCUUCCCACCUUUCCAGCAUUGCCCCACUGAAAGCAAAUCGUUAAACGACCCCCGCCCCUCCGACGGCAGCAGCACCUGCAGCGCCUCGGAGCCCCCCCUCCCGCCUCCCCCACCUGCCCCCCGCGACCUCCCAGCCCGACCGCCCUCCCUCUCCGCGCGCGGGUUCCGGGCCCGGCGAGAGGGCGCGAGCGCAGCCGGGGCCAUGGAGGUGACGGCGGACCAGCCGCGCUGGGUGAGCCACCACCACCCCGCGGUCCUCAACGGCCAGCACCCGGACACGCACCACCCGGGCCUCGGCCACUCCUACAUGGACCCGGCGCAGUACCCCCUGCCCGAGGAGGUGGAUGUACUUUUUAACAUCGACGGUCAAGGCAACCACGUCCCUUCCUACUACGGAAACUCAGUGAGGGCCACGGUGCAGAGGUACCCUCCGACCCACCACGGGAGUCAGGUAUGCCGUCCGCCUCUGCUGCACGGAUCCCUGCCCUGGCUGGACGGCGGCAAAGCCCUGGGCAGCCACCACACCGCCUCGCCCUGGAACCUCAGUCCCUUCUCCAAGACGUCCAUCCACCACGGCUCCCCGGGGCCCCUCUCCGUCUACCCCCCGGCCUCGUCUUCCUCGCUGUCGGCGGGCCACUCCAGUCCGCACCUCUUCACCUUCCCGCCCACCCCGCCGAAGGACGUCUCCCCCGACCCGUCGCUGUCCACCCCGGGCUCGGCCGGCUCGGCGCGGCAGGACGAGAAGGAGUGCAUCAAGUACCAGGUGCCGCUCCCCGACAGCAUGAAGCUCGAGUCCACGCACUCGCGGGGCAGCAUGACCACCCUGGGAGGGGCGGCCUCGUCGGCCCACCACCCCAUCACCACCUACCCGCCCUACGUCCCCGAAUACAGCUCCGGACUCUUCCCGCCCAGCAGCCUGCUGGGGGGCUCCCCCACCGGCUUUGGAUGUAAGUCGAGGCCCAAGGCAAGAUCCAGCACAGAAGGCAGGGAGUGCGUUAACUGUGGGGCCACCUCCACCCCGCUGUGGCGACGUGACGGGACCGGGCACUACCUGUGCAACGCCUGUGGGCUCUACCACAAAAUGAACGGACAGAACCGACCCCUCAUCAAGCCCAAGCGAAGGCUGUCGGCAGCGAGAAGAGCGGGAACGUCCUGUGCAAACUGUCAGACCACCACUACCACUCUCUGGAGAAGAAAUGCCAACGGAGACCCCGUCUGCAACGCCUGUGGGCUGUACUACAAACUACACAAUAUUAACAGACCCCUGACUAUGAAGAAGGAAGGCAUCCAGACCAGAAACCGGAAAAUGUCUAGCAAAUCCAAAAAGUGCAAGAAGGCACAUGACACGCUGGAGGACUUCCCCAAGAGCAGCUCGUUCAACCCGGCCGCCCUCUCCAGACACAUGUCCUCUCUCAGCCACAUCUCCCCGUUCAGCCACUCCAGCCACAUGCUGACCACCCCGACGCCCAUGCACCCGCCGUCCAGCCUCUCCUUCGGACCUCACCACCCGUCCAGUAUGGUCACCGCCAUGGGUUAGAGUCCCUGCUCGAUGCUUCAAGGCCUCCGGGCGAGAGUCCUUCCAACCCCUUCUACGUGCGUUUUUGCAGGAGCAGUAUCAUGAAGCCGAGAUCCGAUGGAUACCCGUGUUUUGAAGGCACAAAGCAAAAUGACGUCUGCCACUUUCUCAGAGGCGCUCGCUGUGGCCUCUGUGUUCUCAGUCACUGAAUCUGGAUCCCAUUUGUGAAUAAGCCAUUCAGACUCAUCUUCCCUAUUGAACAGGGUCUCUCUAGUGCUGUGAAAACAAACAAACGAGCAAGCAACUGAGCUGAACGUUGCAUAUAACUUAUAUUGUAAGAAAUACUGUACGUUUGAAGAAGACUUUACGGCAUCCGGGGAGCUGUAAGAAAGGCAUGAAGGACGCCAAGAAUUUUAAGGAAUACGGGGAAAUCAAGUGUGGAAAUGGAGAAGAAACUAGGUCUGAUAUUCAAAUGGACAAACGGCCAGUGUUGUUUCCUUUCACUGGCCAUAGUUGUUUGAUGCAUUAAAAGAAAAACAAAAAAAAAAAAAAAAAAAAGGAAAAAAACAACAACAAAAAAAAGAAAAAAGUUGUAGGCAAAUCAUUUGUUCAAAGCCGUGGGCCUCUCUGUAUAGGAGAGUCUGUGAGUCCCAGGCAAUCAGUGUUACCACUCGCACGAUGCCGUAGAGGGGCUCAGCAAGCCUUUUCCGGGCCCACACGCUUUGUGAACAAGUCCCUUGUAAUUGUUGUUUGUAUGUAUAAUUCAAAGCACCAAAAUAAGAAAAGAUGUAGAUUUAUUUCAUCAUAUUAUACAGACUGAAUUGUUGUACAAAUUUAUUUACUGCUAGUGUUAAGAACUACUUUUUGUUUUAAUAUUUUCCUUCUUUCUCCAGUUUUUUUUUUUUUUUUUUGGUUGAAUAAACUAGACGACGUUCAGUUGACCUGAGGCGGCUGUGCUCCGGAGGGUCUAUUUUCCAUUUUGUUCCUUGAUGAUAUUUAUUAAAUAGCUUCUAAGGGCACAGCAGCAUCCGGCCCCUCCCUCCCGCACCCCGCAGCCUGUGCUAUGAGGGUAGCAGGUGUACGAGCUACCGACGUGCAUGUCAGCGACUUGGGCUGGACAGACCGGGUCCUGAGAGCGGCCUGCCUGAUUGUUAGCUCCCUGUUGUGUUCUGUGUUAGUGAUCACUGCCUUUCAUCCAGUCUGUUGGGAUAAUAAUAUAAAAGUACACAAUAAAGUGAAAAUAUUUUGAAAACAACCAAGUAACAUCGUAUCAAAGCGGUGGCCAAGCUCUUCUAGAAUCUGGUAGCUCUCGCUAAUUUAAACACAAAACCCAAACGUGUUAAGUUAGUGGCUAGGACAUCAUGCAAACCUCAGAUAGUCCACAGGUAUUCCUUUGGGAGGCUGGGCGUCUUCAGAGGUCUCUGUGCAGCCCAGAGGCUUUCUCGGGGAGUGGGGGAGGGGGGGCCGGAGGACCUUCUGUGUCCCCUAGUGCGCUGCGGCCCCUCCUGCUGGCCCGCAGGGCCUCGGGCGCCUCGCAGGAGCAGUGGGAAGAUUAACUCGCGGAGAUGCACCAGCGGACUACAGCUGAUAGAUUCCUCAUGCUUCUCUGCAAGAUGUGACGGCGCGGGGGCCGGUGCUUGAGUUCCUCUCUGUUUUCCUUUCCUACUGUUGAAUAACACCACAGUGGAGGGUUUAUUGGCAUGUUUGCGGAACACGAAAAUAACCGUUUUUUGUAACUUACGCUGUAUAGUUUCCUUUUACUCUGUUGGCAGAAUGUGUAACCAUGGCACACAUUUUAAAAUCUCUGUUAAUCGCCUCUCUGCUUUCUUAGCAAAUAUUUUAAACCUAAGGCUAAAUGUUGAAAUAAAGGAGUUAGAGACCUACUGAGCUGCAAACUGGA